AUGCGGAUGUUUCUUUUGCUGUGGCUAUUAGCCACUUCAUCCCUUGCCUUCCCUUCUGGGCAUCACAGCAGUCAUGUUCCGAAUCUCGGCAUCAAUAGCACCCCUGAGCCUGUUCCUGACCGGCAUACCGAAAGCUAUUACACCGAGACCACUGUACUCCCACCGUUGAAAAAGCGUUACGCAGUUACUCGAGCUAUAGCAGACGGCCACUUCACAAGGGAGGAACAAUCUUGGCUUUACAAAACGUCACUUACCGACGUCAGUACUGCUGGCCUUAAAGAUACCACAACCGCACUUAAGGAGCUUUUUGGCAAGAACCACGUCCCUUGGGUUAUAUCUGGUGGCUGGGCUCUGAUCCUUUACGGAGAAUCUCAGCGUACUACGCCUGACAUUGACAUUGUGGUUCAAACUACUAUGCCCGAGCUAAGAAAGCUCCUCGAGGCCGAUAAACGAUUCAUUAUCCCUGGAGCAGAUUGGUGGCCGGACAAUGCACAUCUGCAGGUUUAUUUUAAAAACCAAGAUCGAUACUAUGAUGUCGAUAUGAUUAUAGCUGGUCAGAAAAACUCGGUAAAAGACCUGGCUAGUAUUACCCACUUUACCUCCAUGAUAGACAAGGGUGCGGCGCUUUCAGUCCCUGUGAUACAGAUUAGCCCCCUUUUUAUAUCAAAGGUCUUUGGCUUAGCUUCGAACAAGCGGAAGAAGCACGACCAGGAUAUUAAGGACUUGAGUUACUUAGUAGAAACCCAUUAUGGCGAUCUACUUAACAUGCGAACAAGGUUGUCUUUACAAAAUCGACAGCUUGUGAUAAACUAUUUCACCCAGUACCAUUCACCAUUGCUUGCAAAGGUUAAGAAACUACUUAAUGUUUAG
Molecule: messenger RNA, 870 nt
Organism: Colletotrichum graminicola M1.001
Lineage: Eukaryota; Fungi; Ascomycota; Sordariomycetes; Glomerellales; Glomerellaceae
Exons: 2
Coding region: 1-870 (289 amino acids)
Source: RefSeq, a predicted model, not a curated record